CUGGGUCAGCUGAUUUAGGAAUGUUCGUGUUACAAAACAUUGAACACGGAUGUUUGGCACUGGAAACGAGUCGCAAUCUCAAACAGAGGAAAUCCCUACAAAUUUUUGACGUUUGUUAGGCUACUGCUACAGGUUGUGUAUCGUUAUCAGAAUAUGUCAUGCUAUGGAUCCCACAGUAGCGCCAAUGCAACACGAAACUGAGACAGAGCCAUACUCUGGGUGGGGUUGGUGGCCUUCCUGGCGUCCGACUUCCAUGUCCCUCCUGAAGAGCACAGAGGCCAAGAUCCUCUCCUGUAUACAGAAUGAAGUGUGGUCCAGGUUUGUCACGUUACCCAACCAGGACAGGAUCUGGACCCUCACGUUGACCAACAAGACCACCCACAAACCUCUUGAGCAAACCCCUAAGAAGACUCCUCUGGUGAUGGUCCAUGGGUUUGGAGGAGGAGUGGGUCUGUGGAUUCGUAACCUGGAUGCUCUGAGUCACUCUCGGCCCGUCUACGCCUUCGACCUCCUGGGGUUUGGCCGGAGCUCCCGACCCCCCUUCCCCACAGAUGCUGCCCUGGCUGAGGAGCAGUUUGUCAACUCCAUGGAGCGGUGGAGGGAGUCUGUAGGCCUGGAGAACAUGAUUUUACUGGGACACAGUCUGGGGGGAUACCUGGCAACAUCUUACGCCAUCCAGCACCCUUCUAGGGUGAGUCACCUGAUCCUGGUGGACCCGUGGGGUUUCCCUGAACACCCACAGCCAGGGGUGGAGACCCCGGCGGGCCAGGGGCCAGAGGUGGUGAAGAGGCCGCCCCUGCCACGCUGGGUCAAGGCUGUGGCCUCAGUCGUGUCUCUGUUCAACCCUCUGGCUGUCAUCAGAGCAGCAGGUCCAUGGGGUCCAGGGUUGGUAAAUAGAUUGCGUCCAGAUUUCAAGAGGAAAUUUGAGGACUUGUUUGAUGAUGAUACCAUGACCGAGUACAUCUACCACUGUAAUGCUCAGACCCCUAGUGGGGAGGUAGGCUUCAGGGCCAUGUCAGAGACCCUGGGCUGGGCCAAGAGGCCCAUGCUACAGCGGGUUCACCUGCUGCCCCCCUCCAUGCCUCUUACCAUGCUAUAUGGUUCACGCUCCUGGGUGGACAGCGCCUCGGGAGACAAGGUGGCCCAGAUCAGGGUCCAGACAGCCACACGCACUGUGAUGAUAGAUGAUGCGUCUCACCAUGUAUAUGCUGACCAACCAAUGGAGUUCAACAGAGUGGUCCAGAACAUAUGUAACGAUGUAGACUGAAAAAGCAUACAUGACUGACAAACCAAGAUGUCAUAAUGUGUGUCUUGGUCUGUACCUCGUUAGUGCCACAGAUGCUCCAAUGUUGGUGGGAGAUUUUUAUAAGAUGGGCCUAUUCCACUACAUUCUGAUCAGUGGACACUAGUUGGCUAAGUGGUUAUGAUAUAUGCCAUUUAGCAGAUUCUUUUAUCCAAAGCGACCUAAGUCAUCCGUGCAUACAWUUGACAUGUGGGUGGCCCAGGAGUCAAACCCACAAUCCUGCGAUUACAAGCACCGUGCUCUAACAACUGAGCCAUGCAGGACCAAUUGGAAUGCUUAGGGCCAGGAACUGACCAUGUGACCUGACCAGGAAAAGUCCUGGGCAGGUUACAUGGUCUGGUGAAGUCCUGGUUCUGCUCCAAUGACUGUCAGGCAAACCAUACCCUGCACUGAAGGUCCCCUGUCCAGGUUGGGAUGAUAGACAAGGCCUUGACAAUAGAGUGUUUCCUAUUCAAUCACUUAUUCAGUUGUAUUUUAUCAGUACUGUUCCUAUAAGUAGGGCAAGGAGUUUUUCCAUGUAGUCUGGGAAACCUCUAGGAUCUAGCUAUAUGUUAUACACAGUAAUCCAUUGUCAUUUAGUUCAUAUUGCAGCCUUCUGACUAAAGCGAAGUUCACAAUUCUGUUAUUUGAAUGAAUUAUGGAGAGUCAAUGCAAUAAGAGUUUGGGUGGAACACUCAAUGUUCAGGGUAUAUAUUUAUGUUUCUUUCUGUAACUAUGGUAAAUGCCACUGCAGCAUGCUUUAUCAUGUGCCUGAGUUGGAAAGUAAAUAUGUGAUUGUAAUUUUCUCUGUGUCCUCUGAUCUUCGCUAUCAAAAUGUCUGUAUUUUAUACUACUACAUGGAUUCAAUAGAAAUGUAUAUGAUUAACGUAAUGCUUAUCUCUGAUCUUGUCA
This is a messenger RNA of Salvelinus sp. IW2-2015, 2194 nucleotides long. RefSeq names its product abhydrolase domain containing 4, N-acyl phospholipase B. Gene Ontology annotation, molecular function: phosphatidylcholine lysophospholipase A1 activity; lysophosphatidic acid acyltransferase activity. NCBI's taxonomy places the organism in Eukaryota, Metazoa, Chordata, Actinopteri, Salmoniformes, Salmonidae. The record is from RefSeq and is a predicted model, not a curated record. Gene Ontology annotation, cellular component: mitochondrion; lipid droplet. Gene Ontology annotation, biological process: phosphatidic acid biosynthetic process; lipid homeostasis.